Dicrocoelium dendriticum is the source of this 1195-nucleotide messenger RNA. NCBI's taxonomy places the organism in Eukaryota, Metazoa, Platyhelminthes, Trematoda, Plagiorchiida, Dicrocoeliidae. The record is from the annotation of a GenBank genome assembly.
ACAAAAUAAUGUAUUAACCGCCGAAAACUGUACAAAGACUGCGGACCUUGGCUCUCCUUGUAGGUCUCCUACUGACCUUUGACUGCUAGAAUUGGAAGGUCAGCUACCAAGGUUCUUAUGUCCAGAGAAGACCCCUGUGCGGCCAUCCCUUCUGUAGAUCUGGUCACAAAUUCCCUGAAUCCCCUGACACAGUUACGCCUGUUACAGGCACUUACUGAUGCCAGAUCGAGCGAUUCGCUGAAUGAAGUUACCGAGCGGUGGAAUGAAUUAACUUCGGAAGUGCAGCAGCACCUUUUACAUGGUGAAGAAGAAAUCUCUGGCCUACUAGACCGUCUAGUUGAGGUUAAGAGAAACAUAAAGGAUUUACACACAUCCAUUGCCCAACUAAAAACUCGCAGGGCCAGUCUUGAAGGGGAACUUGAUGAAAUAACGAAUGGUCAAGACGGGUCGAGCGAGGCAGCGUUUACCAACGAGCUUUUGUCGUCUAAUCUGACUCAGAUGACUGAAGCUGUACAACAGUUUGAGCGUUUGUUCCGCUUUCGCUUGCAGCGAACCAAAUCGGAUUCCUUGCAACUAUUUUUUCAUGGAUGUUCCCCAACGACUCCAAAUAUUGUUUGUUCUUGCAGGCUACGAUAUGGGAAAACGGGCCAAUUCGAACCAGUAGUCUGCAACCCACCUGUUCCGGAUUUUGAAAAGCUGAUUAAUCGGCUAAAUUUGACGAUGGACUUACGCAGCUUCGUCAUCUUGCUUCGGCGUCGCUUUUGCCGUUACUUCGAGUUAGCCGCAGCUAUUUCCGAACACGUCGAAUAAGGACCCUAGUACUCUGCUGUCAUCAUUUAGUUCAAGUGCAUUUGUGCAAAACGUCUGACUUCAACUACCAUUUACGCUUCAUUUUUAUCUAUGCUACAUCACCAACCUUCUAAUUUUCUUCGGAUUCAUACGCGGUGUAUAAUAUAGAACUGCAACAUACUGGCAAUACCAUAAUAACGUUGUGUUCACUUGAAUACACCAGUCGACACGGGAAUGCGGAUUUGUCUCCUUCGUGAUACUGUUGAUGACUUUGUAAGCCAACUGUGCGUUAGCCAAAACUAGGAGCAUCCUUACGCUGUGCUAACACGCGGAAGCAAAUCUGAAAUACCUCGUUUUCCCGUAUCUUCAAUUUGAUAUUGUUCCGUCUAUUCCAAGUAAUUUCAUU